AUGGUUUGGAGGCCAAAAUCAUUGACAAAGAAGGCACAGGUCUCACAUGAGGAGAAAGAGAAAGUCAUGGCUUGUGCCGUGGCUAAGUACCAAGCUGAACUUGCAAAACUGAGCUUGGAGAAGAAACAAGGCCUUCAUAAAGUGUGUAUGGAUGUUCAGAAGGCAUACCUCAAAGAAAUGGGACAAUUAAUCAGUUUAAAUCAUAAUACUCUGGCAAAUCUCACCAAGGGAGGAGUUCAGCUUAGUGAACUCAAUAGCUCCAUGAAAAGCUGGCUCACACCCACAGAAACAGACAAAGUUCUUGAAUACAUUGUCAAAAUGGCUAGAUGUGGCUUUCUGCUUAGCCACAAGUGUCUCAAGGAACAUGUUGAUGAAAUCUGCUGA
Messenger RNA from Suillus subaureus, 384 nucleotides. RefSeq lists its product as uncharacterized. Lineage: Eukaryota; Fungi; Basidiomycota; Agaricomycetes; Boletales; Suillaceae. The coding region runs from base 1 to 384 and encodes 127 amino acids. The record is from RefSeq and is a predicted model, not a curated record. The transcript has a single exon.